AUGGCCUUGCUUGGACUCGUGCGAUCGCGUUGCGGUGCUGCGGUAGGAUGCAGAGAUCGCGUCCAAGUCCCCGCUGCCACGGCAGAUAAGGUCGAUGAGGUCGGAUUUCCGAUCGUCAUUGUUCCAGAGCUUUUGGAGCUCAUCGGGGAGGCCUUGAUCCGCUUGGAGUUGUUCCGAACUCGAUUAAUCAAGUUCGUUGCGCUACCUGACUUGACCGGCAAGCCGAGGGCGCUUGAUCAGGACGAGGAGAAGGAGGAAGGAGAUGCCGGCAAGGAUGAUGCGAUGGGAGGCUUCACUACCGGAGAAUUCCAGACCGGCCAGCUGGCAGCCAUCGAAGAAUGGCUGAAAAUGCUGGCGGGCUUCCUGUCAGCCAACAUUGCUCAGAGGCCAGAGCACAGGGCAACGGACCAAGGAGACACCUUCUUCUUGCCUGUGCCCUCCGAGCCGCUGGCGGCGCGGCAAAGUGAGGCGGAAGGUGACCAGGAGACCACGGCAUCGAUGGGGAGCCGUGCUGCUGCUCCUGGUGGUCGGGUUGUUCCGAAAGGGCCGCGAAAAUCCACUGGUGAUGCGCAACUGGCGGGCAACUCCGAGAUGCCUUUCUGUGAUGACACUGACUCUUCCUUUCGAGCCGAACACCGUGUUGGGGCACACCGUGGUCGAGAGCUUCCGAAAGGGGCGAGAAAAUCCACUGGUGUUGCGCAGCGGGUUGGCAACUUCGCUUCCAUUUCUGCUGGUGCUCUCCGCGAGGGUGCUGGAGCUAUGCAACAGGAGGACAAGGCGCUGCGGCGGCACGACUUUUACCUCUUCAGCUUCUACGGCUUUGGACGGGGGUCAUGGUUCAACUUCGGCUACAACUGUGGCGAUCCCAAUGGGGACCAAAAGAGUGUGGAUCCCGAAGGGGACAAGGAGUGGGAUGUUAUUCCCGACUUCGGCGCCACAGGCGUCACACAUAGCCCGCACGGGCUCCCUGAUUACGCGCCCGUGUGCUGUGCCAUGGAGGGCGCAGCGACCAGGCGACGUGGCGGCUCGACCUCUACGACUUCUACUCCUUCGGCUUCGGCGGCCUUGGGCGGGGAUCGGGAGACAACUUCGGCUACAACUGUGGCGACUUGGAAGUGGGAACCUCGACUUAGCGGCCAUGCGGCGACGGAACUUUUUCUGCCGCGCACUUCGUCUUCUACCACUUUGGCGACGGAGGGCGAUGGCGAUUACUGCAACAUGCGCGCGCCUUUUGAGACCACCCUGGCCGGACGCACUCUGGUGGCGGCGGGCCGUGGCGACCCAUGUGGCGGGACUUUAUGGUCACGAUCUUCGGAGUCAAGUUCGUCGGAGCUGGACGGCAGGACAGGACGCGCAAGCGGGGUUUUCAUGUCGGUCAUGUCAUGUUUUCCGUUUGCUUCGCGCCUCAUGACAUGCUGUUGCACUUUAGCUUCUUCUGACACUGUUGCGACUCGGAAGUGCGAAGCUCGACUCAGCGACAGUGCUGGGACGGAGCUUUUUCUCCCGGGCACUUCGUUGGCAUCCACUUUGGCGACGGAGAGCGACGGAUUGCCCAUCGUCUGGGCUACUCCGUCAGGCACCUCAGUUGCGGGUUCGUCGCAUCCAGAGGGCAGGACAGGACUUGCAGACAGUGUUUUCAUGUCGGUCAUGUCAUGCUGUGCUUUCGGUGUGCGUCUCAUGCAGUGCAUUUACAUUCCGAUGCGACAACUCAGUCACGAUUGGAAAUGCGGUGCGAGAAUAGGUGAAGCGACAAACCCUGGACCUCCCUCUUCUUCUCCCUCUCCGGGUGGGCUUCUCGAUGGGUUGGGGCUUAAAGAAAUGAUCCGGGAAAUGGUCCGAGAGGCCGUGAAAGAGGCCAUUCGGGAAGCUUUCGGGUCAGGCUUCUUGGCUCCACCGGAGCCGGCUGCUGCGCGAGCCAAGUCUCGUGGAAGAGGGGACAAGCCUGACAAAGGCAAGGGAAAGGGCAAAGACGUUGGCAAAGACAAGCCGGCCAAAGCGAAGGGCACCGACGACGCGCCGAGACGGUCACCGAAGCCUGGCAAAGGAAGUGGUGACGCGGUCCGUGAGAAACCGCAGCAUCCUUCGAAAGAGGAGGGUGACGGCGAGUGGAAAACCGUCGAGCGCAAAACGAGCGGGAAAGAGUUCGUCCUGCGGCAGCAGGAUUGGGAUGCCCCGUUGACGCUGUAUGGAGAGGUUUCGGCCGCCCUUGACAAGAUCAAGCCGGACGAGGUCUUUAGGGCUGUAGUGCGAUGUGAUCAAAGUCAGCGAACUUUGUUGCAGAGGGUGCUACAAGGCUCCAGCCGAAAAUACAGCGUCCUGACCGUGACCCUCGGCAAAGAAGAGGGCCAGGACCCGAAGACCCAGCAGAGGGUUCCUGGUCGCCAAGGCGAUCUGUUGGCCUUCAGGGCAGCCACUGUGCUGAAGAUCACGUCUGCGGAGCAGUCCGCGCCGCAACCGAAGGGCAUGCAUCAGGCGGCGGUCAAGUUGGUUAAAAAGCCAACAGAGGUGCUGGUGGUACGGGUCAGCAAGAACUUCGCCACCAAGGAGCUCUGGGACGCGUUCGUCAAGAGCCCGCAGCGUAGCGUCCAGCAAUGGUUGGCCGACAGGCACGUGAACGCCUUGGACUCAUUCUCGUGGAAGGACGAAAAAGGCGACAACCACGGCCAUCAAUUGUAUGGACUCGUCCGACUCUUGCAGCCGGAGGCUCUUGCGAUCCUGGGUUCGUCGGGACAGGAUGGGGUGUUCUUGGAUCCAACCAAGUCGAUGGGCAUUUCCGGCCGCAUCACUUGGGUGGAGCGGAGCUCCAAGACCGAAAGUCACAGCGAUUACCACGCCCGUGCCAUCAAAUGUGCCGGCGACCUCGGCUUGGUGGCAAAAGGGAGCAGGCUGGCGAUUCGUUGCACCAUCCAGUCAGGGGACAUUGUUCCGAAGAUUUGGAUAUUCGAGCACGUCCCGGUCUCCGUCGACCCUGAGCAGGCGAAGGCGAUCCUCGAGAAGUACUUCAGUGACGUGACGAUGAUGCGUGCCAGAGGCUUUAAAGGGGAGAGAACCUUCUUCUUCAAGGCGGCUCAUCCGAGUGACCCGAACAGCGACCUGGUCCCCAUCAACCUGGACACCGGAGACGGUGUGAUCACUACGUGGGCUCGGGUGGCACCGCCGAGGACCGAGAAGUUCAAGCAGCGGCAACUGCCAACGACUGCGUUGCCUUUGGAGCAGAAGCAGACCUUCAGGGCGGCGAACCCCGUCGCCGUUCCUGUGGCGACCGACGCGGACGAGGAGGAUGCGGAUCUCCAGGGGGACGGCGAGGGCGACGAGCAGACUGACAAGGAUGGCAAGAGCCGAGACAAGCCUGCGGUCACCGCCCCUGCUGCGAAGCGCGCUGCUGUCGCGCCGGAGCUGCGACCGAUCCCGGAGGGUCUGCGCAAAGAGGACCAACCGAAGGAUGGAGCCUGUGGCUUCCAUUGUUUCUCGGCGGGCCUCAAGCUGAUCAGCAAGGGAAAGAUCGAGAAGCAUCCGCGAAUCCUACGAGCUGAAUGCAUCGAGCACAUGCAGAAGCACGCCGAGGAGUACAAAGCGGCAUGGGACAGCAAGGGCCCCGACGGCCGAGUUCUCGACUCUUGGGACACCUACAUCACGGCGGUCAGUUCCGAGAGCGCCUACAUCAGCGACCUUGAACUGAAGGCGAUGGCGCGGCUUUACGACGUCAAGGUGGUGUUGGUGCCAGAGAUGGCCUGCUUCCCGCCGGUGGUUUUCCACUCUGGCCAGAAGUCUCCGAAGCGGUGCCUGAUCUUCUGGUACUCAGGGCGUCACCUCGACCUGCUGCUGGUGGAAGAGGGCAAGAAGAUCCCCAAGGAGAUCGCCGAGAUCACUGCCACGAUCAACUUCGAGCUGCGGGUGGGUGGGGACUCUUCGUCGGCAUCGGGAUCGUGGGGACCAAGGACGGUGCUCACGAAGGCCAGUGACUCUUCAAGCUCUUGGCAUUCGCAGGCGGGCACGGCUUGGACCAAGAAGUCAGGCACUGCUACGCAGGGGCCUCCUCCUGUGACCUCCGGUGGCCGACGCACGAAGGCCACUGCGUCUCAAGGCUUUGAGGAGGUGGAGGAGGCAGAGCCGGCUCUGCAAACCUCCACCCGUCGCGUUUUUCACUGGCAACAGCAUGGUGUUCGUAAGACUCCUAAGUUCUUCAGGUGCCAGCUUUGUCCGUAUGUCGCGCCUGUGAAGGAUGCGACAGAACUCUGCUGGAAACGCAGUAACCAUUGCAGGCGAGUCCACAACGGCGAAGGCCUUCCUGGUUAUCGCAAGAGGACCGGCGAGUACAUCACGCCGAUCCGAGGCCCUCGGGACAAUUAUGCAUGGACGUGUCCCCUUUGCCCCUAUGGUUUGGCCAACAAGCUCCGAUCGGCGCUGAAUGCCACCACGGUGCUUUUUGCAAAAAGGCGCCAUCGGGCGGAGCACCAUCCCAAGAUCACCCCGGCCAAGUGGCAUCAGCUUUGUGUUCCACGUGGCCAAAGGAGGGCAGCGCAGAGAAUCACCAAAUUCAACUGCAACGUGGCGAAGAACCUCACCGAGGACAUGAAGUGGCAGGCGGACUCGCUCGAGAACAUCUUCACGGAGGCACGAGCGGUUAUCGGUGGUGACUAUGUGGAUUUCGUUGAGCAGUUUCAGGCCGAGGCUUUUUCUCUGCAACAGCUCGACAUUGCCGAUGUGGAGGUGACGAGCUACACGACGGCGUGGAAGAAGGCUGGGGCUCAGCUGUUUCUCUCGAGGCCUGAGGCCCAAACGGGUCGGCGUCGAGUGGGCUUGGUCACCACCUUGCAUGCUCGGGCUCUCCGGAUGCCUCCGGAGUCCUUAGCUGCCACUCGUGUUGCUGCAGCCAUUGUGCAGGUCCAGUCUGGUGGACAACCGGUGCCCCUGGUGCUUGGAGCCUUUUAUGGUUUCCCCAGCGACUCGGAGGCCACGGACCAAGUGGUGCAGCAAUUUUUGGAUGUGGUGAGGCCUUUGCGGUGCAUGUACGUGCUCUUCGGGGACUUCAACUGGCAGCGGGGCGAGGCAGGACUGAUCGACUCUUUGUUGUCACUGGGGCGCUUACGGUGCCUCGAUGAUGACUUUGUGGGGAUCCUUCCCAACACUUCACCGAGCAGGACGCGGAGGAUCGAUUUCGCCGUGGCCCAUCCGGGGAUUGCAGCUACUCAGGUAUGUCAUGUGGACGGACCGGCGGAUCAUGUUGCUGUCGGCUACACUCUGAACCUCGACCUCAACUUCAGCGGCCAUCGACUUCCACUUCGUGCUCCGAUGGAUGCGGGGUUGAGCGAGGAGGCUAUCGCGGGCAGGUUCAACCAAGUGUGGAGUGCCAGUGACUUCGACCAAUGUUUGCAGCAUGGCCGGAUCGACGAUGCAUGGGGUUGCCUCUCAGGUGCUGCCGAACGGGCUCUGGGGGUGAGCCCUGGCGCCUCGGCGCCCAGGGCCUUUGACCCCACUCCGGAGUCCAACGAGGGCGAGCGACGACAUCUUCGACGACCUCGACACUCACGGGGACUUGGUGGGCUUCGACGCCUUCUUCGACGACUUCGACAAUUGGCGAUGGAGCCCGAGGACUUUCGCCUUCGACGCUCCAUCAAGGCCUCCCUUGGAGGACUGCGCGAACUUGUGCCCGAGCUGCCCUACUUUCCUGGUGAUCUCCUGGAGGCUGCAGACGAGGUGGCGAAGCUCGUCCAUCAGUACGAGGCCCAGGAGACCGAGGCCAGAGUGGAUGCAUGGCGCAACACCGAUCGAUCGUACACCACGAGUUGUGCAUGGAUCAAACGGAAAGCCGAUGAAGCACAGGCGUGUUUCGGGCAACCAAAAGAACUUCGCGAAGCUGUGGCUACACAUCCGACUCAGGUUCUACGUGAACAAGGUGCGAUUUGGAGUGCUUUGUGGACCCGCUCCUCGGACACCCCUUUUAAUCCCGAACCUUUGCGAAAAGUGCUCUCCGAGCUACCGCGGCCCGUGGACACCCAGGUCGACUUGGCGGUGUCCGCGGAUGGCUUGAGUAGGGCGACGCAACGCAUGGUGAAGAAAGCAUGCGGCAGCGAUGGGUGGCAAGCGCGGGACCUUUUGCGCUUGCCCGUCACUUUCUGGGAGGCUGCUGCCACUCUUUGGAAUCGGGCUCUGGAGAUCGGGGUGUUACCGACUACGUGGACUUCGGCUUUGGUUGUUUUGCUGCCUAAGGCCGACGGCCGUACGAGGCCGGUGGGCCUUCUUUCCAUCUUGUGGCGAGCUGGGGCACGAUGCCUCGUCAAGCAACUUCGUGGAUGGGUUGGCACGUGGACCACGGCUCAAGCCAUGGGUGGGGUCGCGGGUGUGGGCGUUGCCGACUCGCACCUCAGGCUGAUGGGCGCACACAGGCGUGGAUGCCGCGCCUUCGUGAAGCAGGACCUGUCGCACUUCUUCGACUCGCUGACGCUGGACGUGCUGCUUCCCUUGCUGGAGCACUACAAGGCGCCGGCGGCUUUGUGUAGGCUGGUGGCGGCCAUGUACCGUGACUCGCGCCGGCUUUUCAAAGUUGAGCAGUUCACCACGGAAAGCUUCACUACGGCCAAUCGUGGAGUGGUUCAAGGAUGCCCUUUGAGCCCGGUCCUUUCCCUGCUGGUUGGUCAAGCCUGGGCCUCGUACAGUGUCCUCCACACGCAGGAGAUCCAGUCGUUGGUCUACAUCGACGAUCGAUUGCUGUGGCCAGUGUCGUGGUCGCAGCGUGCCACGGAGGCGAUGCGCCAGGUGCUGCAGCGGUCCGAUUUCUUCGACGCUGCCCUGUGCCUUCAGUGCAAACCCGAGAAGUGUGCUUUGGCGCAUCACGAUCAAGCUCUUGACCUGGUUCCUUUGAUGCAGGAGCGCGGCUAUCCUUGUUGCCACACCCUUGAAUUCUUGGGCAUCCAGUUUGAUCUCACGACGGCGCAGUGCGUCCCGCUCAAGCUGAACCUAGACAAGGUGAAGUGGCGACUAAGGUACUUGAAGCGGGUUGGCGUGAACUUGACACUUCAGAAGCUGCUCUUGUCCUCUUUGGUUUCAGCGGCUUUGUUCUGGGCGGGGGGUGUGGCUAAACCUUCUGACGAGGACUUGAAGUCGGUCACCAACGAGCUCUACUUUUUCUUGCAGGGGAGUUUUCUUAGGGAAGCUCCCAAGGUCUUGAUUCAUGAGCUAAUGGGUUGGAGAUCUGAGCCACAGUUCGCUUGUGACAUUGCUGCUUUUCAGGCUGUGACGCGUCACUUGUCUCGCACGCCCGAGUGGCGAGAUCAGGUGCCGUUGACUGAGGCUUUCGACAACUGGCAAGAUGUGCUCCCCUUGGCUGCUCAAGCUGUGGUGAGGUGCGGUUGGCAAGUGGUGCGGCACGGAAGGGCUCUGCAACGUGUCGACGACCAAGGCAGGGUUCGCACCUUUGAGUUCGGCUGGGACAACCUUGAGAUCCUCGAAGAGUGGCUCCGUGUGGAGUACCGGCGUAAAUUCAUGGCUCGAUGCGGCAGGGUGCAGCAAAGCUAUCAUCGCCCUGGCAACUUCGCAGGCGGCCUCGACCUUCCUGCACCUGGAAACCUCGACUACAGCUUCCUCGGGCACAAGAAGGUCUUCGAAGGUGCUUCUUCGUUACCGCAACGGAGGGCUGCUGCGGCUACUGGUGGCACUGUGUGGCAUUGGACGGCCGGCAGCACGCUCGAGCACGGAGAUCCUCGGGGUCUCUGCCUCUGUGGACAGUGGGCCCCCUCGCGAGCUCACUUGACGUGGAAGUGUGAAGCUACGGCCAUGUGUCGAGCUGGAGUUCGACAACCCAGGCACAGGGCUGAAGAACGUCUUUUUGCUUGUGGUCUACCGCAGUGGCCGCCGGCUCCAGUGGCCCUGGACGAGGAGGACUUCGUCGAGGGCAUCGCGGAGGCCGUGGGCAAGGCGGCUGUCGAGGCCGAGCAGGUGUCGGGCGGUGCCUUCGAGUUCCAGGACUUCUCGCUGCCGGAGAACACUGUGGAGCUGGAGGGCACCGAGCAGGAGUUGUGGAUGGUGGCGGCGACAGACGGCUCUGCGAGAGAUGGCGUCGCCGGCUACAGCGUCGUGUUCCCUGGUGGACGAGGCGGCGGCAUGGGGGACGGGAGUGAGGACCAGAGCUCGUUCCGCGCUGAGCUCAAGGCGCUCCUCGUCCUUUUCCGGGCGGUGCUUUUGGCCAGUGACAAUGGGCUGCCGCCGAGGGUGCUGUGGGUUGUGGUAGACUGCAAAGCGGCACUGGAUAGCUUGGCUAAUCCGGUCACAAGCUGUCUGCCGCUGCUGGCGAGUGCUGCUGCGAACCACUUGAAGUCCUUGCAGCGACGUGGCUGGCAGGUCAGGCCUUUUUGGUGUCCGAGCCACGGCAAACGACGAGAGUGGCAGGCUCCUUUUCCCCUUCGGGCUGACCUUUGCAGGCUUUUGAACGAGGCUGCGGACGGCGAGGCGAAGCGGGCCAUGGAGCGACGUCGGACUGGCUCUUUGAGGAGCCGGUGGCAAGCUGAAGCUGAGCAAGUGUGCCAGUGGGAGGAGAAAGCCAUCCUGGCUGCUGCCCAUGCGGGACAAACUUACGGCGAGAGCGUCAUCAAGGUGACCCGACUGCUACGUGCUGGAGCGCAUGGUGACGGCUAG
Messenger RNA from Symbiodinium sp. CCMP2592, 8631 nucleotides. The record is from the annotation of a GenBank genome assembly. NCBI's taxonomy places the organism in Eukaryota, Dinophyceae, Suessiales, Symbiodiniaceae.